GUGGAGAAUGGCAUUUGCAGACCGAUCCUGCACUUGGUGGGGGCUUUUUUCCGGCGACAGAACUGACACUAACAGAAGUGGGCUUUACUCGCAAGUAAGCGUGUGCCUCGGCCCGCAGCCUUUUGGCCCCUCUUCGCGGCGCACGUGGAGUUGGGACUGGGCGCCAGGCGGGAGGGGGAGAAGGGGCGGCCCUCUUUGCCGUGGCGCAUGCCUCCCCCGAUGACAGCAGGUGAGCGAGGCGCGGGGGUGGGUCGGGCUCCUGCCCCCCCUCCCCGUCAGCGGGCCCUGGUAGCGGCAGGCAGGCAGGUUCCGCGGGGAGGAGGCGAAGGAAAGAGGGAGAGGGAGGGCCGGCCACGGGUUGGGUGCGGUCCUGGCGGUCCCCGAUCCCGGAUCUCUUCAAUUUCCCCUCUCUGUCGCUCACUCGUGCGCCGCGAGCAGAGGCAGCGGCAGCGAGAGCAGCAGCUCCGGCGGCGGCGCUGACCGCUAGAGCGCGGCGGCUAUUUAACCGCGGCAGCCAAAACAAACGGGGCCCGCGCUAUUUAUUGGCGGCGCCGGAGCGGGCCGGCUCAGAGCGGCCCAUCAGCGCACCUGCCCGGCUCGCCGCAUGGACGCUGCCGCUGCUCGCUGCCCGGGGCUGCCCGGCUGCUGCCGCCGUCGCCGCCACCGCCGCUGCUGCAGUUCCUCCUGCUGCUGAGCGCCCGCUGGUCGUCGUCGGAGCCAUGAAGGCGGCGCGGCUCCUGCUCCUGCUGAGCGGCUGCGCUCUGCUCUUGCUAGCGCCGCCGGUGCGCGGCUGCGGGCCGGGCCGAGUGGUAGGCAGCCGCCGCCGCCCGCCCAGGAAGCUCAUUCCGCUCGCCUACAAGCAGUUCAGCCCCAAUGUGCCCGAGAAGACGCUGGGCGCCAGCGGCAGGUACGAAGGCAAGAUCGCCCGCAACUCCGAGCGCUUCAAGGAGCUCACGCCCAACUACAACCCGGACAUCAUUUUCAAGGACGAGGAGAACACGGGCGCCGAUCGCCUCAUGACCCAGGUAGGCACCAAGCCCAGCCCCUGCUCCAGCCGCGGCGCUGCGCUGCGCCCUGUCUCUCGCCUUCGCUCGCUUUCGCUGCCUGCCUUCUCCACUCGAGUCUACCUGAGCGGCACGCUAGAACCCGAACCCACGUGCCCCUGCCGUGGCUAAGCUAAACACGGCGCCGCGCUCCGCUGAGCUGCUCUGUGCCAAGUGGCCGGCGAGCCCUUCGGAAAAAGGGAAGGAAUCCUUCGCGGCUCGUCUUCCCUUCUCCAGGGCACCUGCUCACUCCGUGUGGGCUCUGGCCACCUGUUUGCUGCCACCUCCAUAUCCAGUCCUGUGGGUUUCGCCGGCUUUCGAGGAAAGCAAAGCGUAGCUAAGGGCUCCAUGACCGUGGAAGCAUGGAGAGAUUACCGGGACCUUUGGAAUGGCUUUUUGGAAGUCAGCUCCGGGUUCCGAACACUUUCCUGCUCCCCAAUCCAGACCUGGAACGUUAUUAGUUUCUCAUUGCCGGUGGAAACCCUGAUGAAAGUUUAGGGGCGAUGAUGCAUAAUCAAUGCCAGAUCCUUUUAUCCGCUUGGCACCGGUAGCAGUAGCACGGGAAAAAUCACCCUUCUUUAGGUGUUGAGGGCGGAUGCGUUCCGCGACAACUUCUUGUUAUUAUUGAUUAUAUAUAUUGGUUGCGUUUUUCGGGGGGGGGGGGAAUGAACUCAAAGCAACUUUAAAAAACAAAAUAGAUAUAAAACAAGAAUAAAAACAUAAAAUAUACCAAAUAACAUGCACAGAAGAGCAAAUCCAAUUCCAUCCCACCCCACUUAAAAACAUGUUCAGGAAAUUAAACUCCCAAGGCCUGGGCGAAUAAACAUGAUUUUUACCUGGUGCCCAAAACAGCUAGUCAAGAUGUCAGGUUUGCCUCCCACAGGCUCCCUGGGAAAAACAUUCCACAAUCAAGGAGCCACCACUGUGAAGGCCCAUUCUUGUGUCAUUACCCUUUGCAUUUCCCUUGGAGAGGAUACACAAAGGAUUGCCACAAAUGAAGUUCUAUGUGCGCAUGGUCCCAAUCUGGCAGAGGCGCCCAGACUGUUAGGACUGUGAAGGGUUGGUAGGAUGGUGAUGGAGAGAAAUUGAGGUGUUUGGGGAUUGAUUGAUUGAUUGAUUGAUUGCCUGCCUGCUUAGUUUCACAGACAGCAUUAAAUCCUUUCAUUUCUCUCCCUCCCUCUCUCAUCCCUGCUCUCAAUUUCUUUCAAGAAAUGAGAUGUCUCAUCAGGCACCAGCAUAAAUUGAAAUAUGGAAACACAUCUUGUAAUGUAGAGGAAAAUGAUAGUUGAAGUGCAUUAAGAAUCAUUAUUAUUAUGAACUUUAUUCUUCCCCACACCCUUUUCCAUAGAGGUGAUCACCACAGCACAGAUUUGCAAUAUAUUUCAUAUUCUUAUUAUAGACUGAACAAUUCUGUGAGAUAGUCUGGGCUGAAAAGUACAGUGCAAGCAAGGUUACCCAGUGGAGCUUUGUGGCUGAGAGGAUUCAUACAGGGAUCUGUUCAUGUAUGGCUGGGGGACCAUAAUUCCCAUUAUCCCUAGGCAUUGGUCAUGCAGACUGGGACUGCUGUAUGUUGGAGUCCAACAACAUCUGGAGAGCCACUGGAUCCCGAUUUCUGAUCUAGGUCCAGCUCUAUAGCCACUGUCCAAUUAUAGCUUGUUGCAUAGAGAGUAGGUUGUGAUAGCAAGGUUAGCCUGUUAGCAAAAACAACCUGUCUGGGGGGGGGGCAAUACUUUGAUACCUACCUCCAGUGGUUGCACAUAUUUGGCCUUACAAGGGAGCAAGGGUGGGCAUAUGUGCCCCCUGACCUGCUGUUUGUCCUCCCCAUCACUGCAGAAAGCAUUUCCCUAGCAUCUAAUUCAAGCAGCACAUUCCCUCUUGGAAACUAUUUUGGCUUCUCUCCAAUGCCCCUUUAUUAUGGUUUCUCCCCUAAGACUGGGUUUACCAAGAGUUCUGUUUUGGCUCAUUCUCCACAAAGGGGACCUAGCAGCUAUUCAAGUAGACUGAUGAUUGUAGCCCCAUAGUUCCAUUCUAUGUUGCUUUGCUCAAAAGUAAAUUCCACUGUGUUCAAUGGGAUUUACAUCCUAGAAAGUGUGUUAAGGGCUGCAGCUUUAGUGUGGAAAGGUAAAGGUAAAGGGACCCCUGUCCAUUAGGUCCAGUCGCAGAUGACUCUGGGGUGCGGAGCUCAUCUUGCCAUAACUACAUCCCACUAAGUUCAGUACAGCUUGCUCCCAUGUAAGUAUGCAUAGGAUUGCACCCAAAGUGUGAUAGGUAGGGAAGCAGUACCCAAUAUUGGAACUUGGGCAAGUGGUUAGGCAUGGAUAAGUGCUUUGUGGGUACAAUCAAUCCCAGAAACUGGAUUUUAGGAUAGGGAGGCUAUAUUCUGGAUGUCUCACCUGACAGGAAUGCCAUAUCUUGAAGAUGACCUUUGCCACUUGAUUUUAAUAGCAUUAUUUAAAUAAAUAAAAAGAACAAUCAAUGUAUCUUUAAUUGUGACCUAAUUCGAUCUACUCUGCAACAGGCAGAUGCCACCAUGUCCCAAACUUUUAAAAAAAUAGAUCAGUCUUGAGUGGUCUACUUAAAAAAGAAAGAACAUAAUUCUUGUAUUCUACAAAUGUAAUCUAAGUUGCAUACUGUACUCAGGCUCCCUUCACAUAACUUGUGGUGUGAAGGGCAGGAUAUAAAUAUUUAAAUAUGUAAACAAACAAACAAACAAACAAACAUAAGAAAUGCCUUGCUGGCUUUGACCAAAGUCCAUCUUGUCCAACAUCCUUUGUAAGAAUCCUUGCAGCCAGCAUGUACUGGGUGGAUCACCAGAAACUGUUGCAGCUGUGUCAACAGGGGCAAGACUUGGGGGCAGAAGUCUGGGGCCCCACUUGGGAGAAUAAGCAGGAUGGCUCCAAAAAUGUUGGGGUUGAUUUAUCACAUUCUGAAGCAAGUGAAACAAUGCACAUUACCAUCUAAUGAGUGGAUGGGAUGUUAGGCUGUUAAGUCCAAUUACCUGUGCCAUUGCACUGGUUAAUCAUGAUCAGCCUUCUGUCCGCUCCUGGCUUAGAUGAAAAAUCAAAGGUGUUGGUUGGCAGCUGUUAGCUCCAACAGUCAAAAGUUUUAACAUUUAUUUUCAGAGGCUGCUGCCCACUUUGCAUAUCAAAUGAUAGAGAUUAACAAGGGAUAGUGAAAGCUCUGAGGACAUGCUCUGCUUGUGAACCACCUAGGAAUAUUGUGCUGGUUUCGUCAUGUCAGAAAACAGAAUUCCAGGCUAGAGGGUAGUGGGUUAUUUAUUAUGCUCUUCAGAUGCUACUGACACUCAGUUAAACCGUACAAUAUAAGAAAAAUGCAGUUCAAUAUCAGAUGACAUGGCAGAGCAGUCUUCGUCAGCCUGUUACCCUCCAGAUAUUUUGGACUGCAACUCUCCUCAAACCCAGCCAGCAUAACAUGAUGGGAGUCGUAGUCUGAAAAAUCUGCAGGGCACCACAUUGGCAAUUACUGUGAUACAGGGGUGCCAACUUGAAUAAAAUAUUGUGGGGCCCAGGUAAGCCCACCCCACAUAAUCAGUCACAUGACACAGUGCACACACACCAUUUGAAUGGGAAUGCUUAUAAACUUUGUGGGGGCCCAGCCCCCUCAAAUAUUAUAUUGUGGCAGCUGAAGCCCCUACAGCACCUAGGAGUUGGCUCCUAUGCUGUUAUAGCCAUAGAGCAGGAGGGAUUCAAGUAUGCCAUGCCAGAAAAGCCUAUGGGACUAGGGAUAAGCAUACAUAGGAAGCUGCCUUACAUCAAAUCAGACCAUUGGUGUAUCUAGCUCAGUAUUGUUCACACCAGCUGGCAGUGGCUCUCCAGAUUUUCAAAUGGGAGAGGCUCACUCCUACUUGGAGAUGCUGGGGAUUUAAUCUGGGACCUUCUGAAUGCAAAGCAGAUACUCCACCACUGAGCUAGAGCCCUGUAAAACAUGCCUAGCAGGCUCAGCAUGUCACAUGCAGCUACAGCAAAAGCUGAAAUCGGACUCUUUUAGUCCCCAGCCAGUCUCUUGACUAUGGGAAGGGAAAAUCCCUUUCAAAGCUAAAUAUGGGGAUCCAUUACUGACAUGGGGACAAAUAGAAGAAGAUGCAUGGAAUAGAAGAGUAUGGUUCCCCUUUAUCACAUACAUAGUCGAACAAGACAACAACAAGAAUCCACUGACAGCAUACAAAUCAAUAUGGCUAACCUGACCCAAAAAUCCACCCCUCACACACACAAACAAAUUUCACUACAGCCAACCCAAGACAACUAACCACACCCUAGGCUACCCCCAACCUCUCUCACUACCAAAUAAAUAUUACAAGUGAAUAGAAAGAGAACCCACACAAGUGAUGCUGACACAAACUCCCACACAUACACUACAUGGAAGAAUAGAAGCAUUCCCACCCCACCCCAUGCACCAUGCCCACCCUUCCCCUCUUUCCGUCUCUUUUCUUCCCAACCUAAUACUGCAUGCAACACUAAUGUCUCACAGCAAAUUAAACUGAUUUGUAAGACACAAUGCACAUUUUUUUUUAUUAUUUACCUCAUUGCCUACCCACCACUUUACCUUUGGCUAACGUCUGCGGGGAAUUGACCUGGGGGAAGUAGUUGUGGGGGAAAUUGGUAGGCUGAUCCUUAUGUUUGGGACAUUUUGAAAAGGAUGCCCUAACUUUCCAGUUAACAUAACUGGGAUACAAUCUGUCUUGGGGGAUUGUUAUAGCAAGGUGAUCCUGCUUAUUAAGUUGGAAGCAAAGAAUCUGACUGUCUAUAGACAGCCUAGAGUUCACUAGGCCACCUUCUAAGCAUACUGUAACAUCAAAGCUAAUUCUUAAAAAGCAAACUAUUCAGAGUCUAAUCUUUGUUUUAAAAACCAUCCGGAUACUCCAUUUAGCCUGUUUUGAGGAGAUGGUGGCCCCAAAUAGGGUUAUAUACUAAAUCUAGACUAGGAAGGACUGGGGAAAACAAUCUGCCUUCUGUCCCCAGCUCUGGGAGCGUUUUCAUAUUGGACCCUUUAAAAACCUUGUAGUGUUUGUUUGUUUGUUUGUUUGUUUGUUUGUGUGCAUGUAUGGAUGUCCAUUUUAUCCAAGUGAAAGUUUUACGUUACAGAUGUCGUAAAUGAAAAACAAACAAACUCCUAACGUUUAAAGCAGGGAUGGGGAACCUAUGCUCCCUGCAGAUGCUGUUGUAGACCAGCAACAUUUGGAGGGCCACAGGUUCCUCAACUCUUGAUUAAAGCCUCACUUUUGACAAUAGUCUGAGAUAACCAAUGCAUAGUGGGAAGAAAGGCUGGGAGGGAGGCCUGUGAGGUGAAUUGCUAGGGUCCAGCUACUUUUGGCCAGCUAUUCUUUUUUGUGGUGGGGUAGGGGAAGAAGUACAAUAGACUGGUUGUAGUAGAUUAGACCUCUGGAGUGACAGGGGAUGUCAGAAAGAUCUAGGCCCACUGAAUGUUUUAGAACUGCCUCUUGGAGUAUAGACCCAAUGAGAUGUGGCUACUGCUCUGUACAGAGCCCUGUGAUCUGAAAGACAGGGGAAAUAGGGAGGGGGGUGCUCCUAACACCUCCCUAAAUGACAUAGUUACAAGAACCUGCAGGUUUCGGUUCUGACACCAAGAUGCUGAAUGGGGCUUAUUUCCCCCCCCUCCCCCAUGCCUCAGUUUCCCCUGCUGGCCAGGGUUGCUGGAAGGAUAUUUGAGCAAGGUGAGUGCUGAGCAUUGUGAAGAUGUUGACACAAGCAUGACUGAGAUGCUUACACAGGGGACUAUUCCCUCUUGUAAAUUCCACAAGUCUUGCCCGUUGGAGCAGGAACCUGGGAUGGUGAUAGUUGGGGGAUGGGUACUGUGGAGCCGGAAGUUAUGUAGGACUCUUUUGGUAUCACCGGAGAAAUGCCUGUGGGCUCCAGGAAUGCAGAUAAAGAGCUAUUUCCCCCUCCUGGUCUGCCACCCUGCCUGCCACCAGUCAGGGUUAUGGUGCAGGUGAGUCUCCUAAAGCCUCUGGGAUGCAGCUGGAGGUCUGCUGGGUCAGUGCUCUCACCCACCCUAGGGGCAUGGGGGUGGGGUCUGUCACUGGUUAAAAUACAGAGAGUGUGAUAGAGUAGGCAAAACCAAAGAGGUUCACUGGUGUUGCCCAUGGCAGCUUGACUAGGCAUAGGGAUGGAUUAUCUGGCUGAACAAUCAUAACAUAAAAUCAUGCAUUGCCUCUAUUAACAGGGCUUGGGAUCUAUGUGGCUUUCAACAAGGGCUCCCCAUUCAAGAGACUCUGCUAGAAGUAUCACUUAGCAUGUUAUAGUUCAGGGAAGAACCACCUUUGGCCCGUCAGAAGAUGGAUUCCAUCUCCCAUCAGUCCCAGGCAGCAUGGUCAGUGGUUAGGGAUGAGGGAACCUGAAAUCCAAUGAUGUUUGUGUAUGUUUACAGCAACAAGCUAACCUGAUAAUACUUGGACUUUUGCCAGCAUCCCCACCUUCUCUCCAGAGCAGGCAGGCAUGCUGAAGGCAUAGCUUCUGAGGCAUGAUGCUAGGUUCAAAAUGUAUCACCUGAGCAUGAGGGGUGCUCUUGUUCAGCCCCUCCUUUCCUCUCCACCCCCACCCCCAUUGCUGGUUUCUUAUUGCUCUUGACUUGAGUUUCAUCAAGUCCAAGGGUCUGCAUUUCCCUGGGCAACAGGAUCCCGCCCACAUGUCCUUAUCACUCCAUCUUUCUCAAGAAUGUCAGUCUCUGUUUGCUUCUGGUGCCUGAGCUCAGAGGUGGAGAUAAGGCCCAGGAAUAGUUGCCUCACCUCUUUUCCGCCCAUCACCGCCCCCCAGCCCCAGCUUCCUUCUCCUUGCUCUCUGAACCAAACCUCCCUCACUAUGAUUUGCAGGGAGCUUAAGUUAGGCCAGGCCAACAUCCUCUGGGCUCCUCCAGAUUGGAGUGUGCGUGCAUGCAUGCAUGGGCGGAGAUAGGGAGGUUUCUGGGUGUAUUCUGCAACAUGUGAUUGAUGCAAUAAUAUUGCAUUAGUGGUGGAUAUAUACUGAACUGUUCACACAUCAUUCUGCUUUAUUAGAUGUUCUGUGAUGCUCCCUCAAUAUGAUUGCAUUAUUGCCAUCUGGGCAGGGUACUGUUGCACAGUAGUACAAGAAAAGCAGGCAGAAAAAGAAGAAGCCACCAAACCCAGAACACCAAUGGUAUAGAAAGUUAUAGAAUUCCAUCAAAAGGUUACAGGAUAUAGAUUGGCUGGAAACAAAGUAGUACGUCCACCCCAAAACCUUUGCAAGUGCAUACAUUAUUGAAAGUGGGACAACAGACCCAAUACCAUCAUUAGCACAAAGCAUCAUGAAUGCUUAUGAACAGGCUGCUGGUAUUCGUUUGUGAGCUGCUGCUGGUCUUUCCCCCCUCUCAAUCUGAUAGGGGAAAGAGUACUAGUUCUAGGGUCUAGUGCUCAGCUCCAGCCAUCGUCCUCUGGCUCUACCAAGACAAUUGAUCUUCCAAGCACCUCAAGCAACUGUCCCUCCUGGAGGUGGCUUUCAUGGUCCCCAUGAUGCCUAUUCACUGCUCAGUGCUCCUGCAGGAAUAAGUGCCAUUCUUUCUUUCCAGACCAAAAGUUGCCAGCAACUUAGUGGAGCUGGUAUCAAUUUGUACAACAGUGGAUACUUUUCUGAGCAGCACAGAAAUAUGCAGGCUGGGUAAAUUCCCCCUGUCUAUACAAGGCCUGUUAGCAGAGCCCUGGUCCUCUCCAAGAAGUUGAGCUGCAGAAACUUCCAGCUCUGCCUACUUAAUAUUGUGGGUUGUAUUUAACUUUUAUUUAGCACAAGCAAUGUGUACAGUGUUGUAUAAAACAGAAACAAUGUAGUUCCUGCCCUUGCUUGCCACUUGCCAUUUCUUUACCUUGCCAUUAAGGCUUAUUUGCUAAUUUUUUAAACCCAAUUCUUCCUCCAAGGAUCUCAAAAUGGUAUAUGUAGUUCUCUCCCUCAUCCCUGUUAUCUUCACAAUAACCCUGUGAAGUAGGUUAGACUGAGAGAUAAUGACUAGUCAUCCAGUGAGUUUCAUUACUGAAUGGGGAUUUGAACCCCAGGUAUUCCUAGUUUUCUAGGCUCUAUACCACACUUAACCCUUACCAGCCCUUCUCUAAAGUGUGCUGUAGAUCUGUACACUAUAAUAUAAAUCAGAGAAGGCUAACCUGCAGCAGCUGGACUGUGAACCCCAUUACCCCUGACCAUUGGGAUUGUUGGCUGGGGCUAAUAGAUGUUAGAAUCCAACAACGUUUGCAAGGCCACAGGUUAGCCACUUCUGUAGGUUACAUUUUCUGGACAAGGAGCAAGUGGACAGUGCUGGUAUUGCCAAAUGAUUAGUAAAUAUAGUUCCUACCCCUACCUUUCACCAUGGAGAACUUCUUCAUAGCAUCACUGACUGCAUGCCCUGGAAUGUGGCUUCCAUUCUAAGGGUGUGGAGAGGGAACCCUGGAGAAUAUUUGUGGCUGAAUAUAUGUGGGUAUAGUUGGUGUUGGAAGCAGGACUUGCUGAAUUUUGUCCUUUUACUGAUGAAUUGGACUCAAUAACUGAGGCAAGAAAUGAGGAGAACCUAAUCCCUUUCAUAUGUGAGCAUGUACCGCUCCAUGUGCUGUUUACUGAGCAUUCAGCCUGAUUUGUUUGCAGUGAAAUUAGACAACAUUAAUGAGGCUAGAUGAUGUUGCAUCAAAGCAAGUGUUAUCUCACACCCUCCAGUGCAUUUCUGUAACUUCCCUUAUUGCAAAAAGUGCAGUCUUUGGAGAAAAUGGGCUUGUUACACAAGAGCUGCCAAUCAGCCAUAAUUGUGCUGCCUGAAUUUGUCAAUAUGUGGUUGAAUCUCACCAGAAAAUAGCAGCAGUCUGAAAAUGUGCCCUGUAUUUAUAUUUACAAUUUAUGAUUAUCCCCUUGGAUGGUGGGAAGGGCAGAUGUGUUAUGUGCUUCACCAAGUAUCUAGCACCUUGUUAACAAAAUCCCACUUUUUUACUGCUCAACAUGUAGCCCCUAUGCUGUUAGCCUUGGGAGAAUUGAUUGGGCACUGACGCUUACAUAGCUACUAUAGUUUGAACCUUUCCUCUUCUGCUGCUUUCUCAAAACCCUUCAUUGCAGCUCAAAUUGCACCAUGGUACAGCAGCCUCAGCACCAAAUGUUGGGGAUUCUUUCUGAGAGUAUCUGUUCCUAUAUCUGGGCAUCAGAGGUGUUUCUUUAGAACUUGCCUUGUGGUCAAUGAAUUAAAGCACCUGCCUUGUGUCAAUUGGCUUUCCUGUUGCAGCUCUACGCUGACACCUUCUGGCUACAGCUGGAAUUACCAUAUAUGUGAAUCAGUUCUGAAUUUAUUCCCAAUGCAGAAGAAUAUGUACCUUGUGAUUCCCUAUGUAAUUCUCCCAUGAGCUCUCCCAUUGCUCUGGGUAAAUGAUAUAGCCUGGAAGAGUAUGAAUGUGAGGUGAAGGUGAUGGGUACAAUGGCUAUUCCCUGUGCAGCUGACUGUGAGGAAUAACAAACAAAGUCUUGUCUGAAGGCUGUAUUAAGAGGAGUUAUUUUGAUGAGAGGAACAGCCCAUGUAUUUGGAUUCACUAACUCAGGAGUUAGCAUUAACAUGGUGUUCUGGGGUCCUGACAUGUCUAGAGCUAGUCCUUAUUCUUGGUCUGCAGUUUAACAUUUGUUUUAAACUGGUUUUAAUAUUGUACUUUAUUUUUUAAAAAAGCAUUGCUGUACUCCACCCAGGAACCAUAUGGUGAAGGGUGGGUAAGAAAUUGAAUAAAAUAAAAUAAAUAAUAAUAAUCUCACAAAACCUGAUGCAGCCAGAUUCACCCAAGGGACUCAUCAGCUUGUUUGUUUCUACAGUAUGCAAAGUUAAGGUGAUUUGGAGUGGUUUGUUAUCUGUUGUUACAAGGAAAAGUGAGCCAGAGAUGGGGAUGGGAACCCAACUAUGUAACCCCAAACUAUGUAACCCUCACCUUUCCUAUGGUAUUUUAAGGAAAUAAAUAAAUCUCUCUCAUAUAUAAAACACUGUUUGUUGCCUUCUGCAGCACCUUAUCUCUUGAGGUCCAGAACAAACAGUGGUGUGUGGUUGUAGAAACUGGGAUAGCCCUUUGUGCCUGCCCUGUUUUACUAGGGACAAAGGCCAGCCCUGGCCAUAUAUGACCUUUCCUCUGAAUGCAGGGGCGGGUUUUUUGCCUCACCCUUGUACUGCUACUGCAUUGCUCUUUGCCCUCUUCUCAAGGCUGAGUGAAACGUGACCUAAGGAGUGGGAGGGUCAGGCCUUUCAUCCUUGCAGAUUGUUGGCCACAUUCCAAGGUCACACAUGGAAGGGCUUUGCUGUCUUUUUGCAGUUUGGGAUGAUUCUCCCCUCUUUUUCCACACACAAAACCACACAUUCCAAUGUGGGGCUGCUUCUCUGUUGUGAUGUCCCAGGAUUUCAUGAAAUACAGUGGUACCUCGGGUUAAGAACUUAAUUCAUCUGGAGGUCUGUUCUUAACCUGAAACUGUUCUUAACCUGAAGCACCAUUUUAGUUAAUGGGACCUGCUGCUGCUGCUGCGCUGCAGCUGCAUGAUUUCUGUUCUCAUCCUGAAGCAAAGUUCUUAACCCAAGGUAAUAUUUCUGGGUUAGUGGAGUCUGUAACCUGAAGCGUAUGUAACUCGAGGUACCACUGUAUGUGUGAAUAUUGCAGCAUGAGUGCAGUGGUGUUUUAGGACAUUUCUGACUCUGAACUUAGCACACGCACACACCCUCUUUAGAUAGAAAUGUGUUUUACUUCAUUUUAUUUCAGUUGUGGGUAACCAGCCCUGCUGUAUUCAGGAUGGGGGGACUUCUGCUUGUUCUGAAGAAAGGGGUACUGGACCUCUGCCUCAAAGUCCUGCCCUGACAGCACCAAUGUACACAUGAUCACCUGGGUCAUUACCAAUCAAUCGGCAUCCUGCAAGAAACUCAGUUUGGUUGCUCUCAGAUCAGAAAGGCCUGUGCAGGUAUCCCAGGGUUAAUGUAAGCUUUUAGGUCUGUGCAGGACUUUAGUCACAAGUGACAUAUUUCGUGACUCAUUUACUUGUAAGCCAAAUCAGUGAGGUUCAUGAAUAGGGCAUGGAGGGAAAACAGGACAGUAAAGCAAUGAAUUUAAUAUUGUUCAGUAUGGACAGAAGCAAUAGAGCAUGACAUGCCCAUAUGGUGUGUAUAUCUAUAUAUUAAUAAUGAGUUCCUGAUAUCUAGAAAAAACUUAAUGGCGUGGGGAUGCUACAAAAAUAAUUGAGGUCAUUCUACAAAUCCUGCAACUCUGUGCACAUGCAUACAACAUCUCUCUAACUUUGCCAAAAGUUCUCUUAUGCAUUUUAAAAAGUGGUGUGGGUGAACCCAUGUUACUUGUGCAGGAACAAGGGCUGAGCUGAGAAACUGGGCCCCUCCAGAUUACCUGUUUCUUGAACUUUCACCCUGACUGGCUUUACACAGAGAUUAGACUACAGUAUGACCAGUCUUUAAUGAGCUUUCAUUCUGAUUUGUUUACAGGGUAGUUAUAUGGCAAUCAUCUCCCAUCUUGUAGCCAUCCUGAUCUACUUUGGAGUGUUUACACAUCUUCUUGUUAGUCAUUAGUUUAUCCCACACUUUUCAAUGAAUUCUCCAAUCAUUUUCCAAACUGCAGAAAGUCUUUUUUUAAGGAGGAUUUGUUGUGCACUGGAGACUUUUAAUCCACCUUAACUGCACACACCUAAAGUGCAUGAAUCCCUCCUGCAAAAUCCUGACAAUCUAGAGGGACCAUUAUGUCUCUAUGUAAGGGAGAGGUACCACCUUCUCUGGAGGAUUGAAGGGGCCCAACACAACGUCUUUAUGUCACAUCUUUAUGACAUGAUGUCUUUAUGUCCUGAUGACACACACACAAUGUCAUGCUACAUCAGGACAUCACAUGUGGGGUCCUCUGAACAUUGAAGGGGUCUGGACCCCUAAGAAAAAGAGCCAGUGCCCUUGAUGUAAGGUGGCUUUUAUUAUUUUAUUUUAUUUAUUUUAUUAUUGUCCCCAAUUAGCUUCUGAACCCAAUCAAAGUGCUGAUUUCUAUCUAUAAAGCCUUACACAGCUCAGGACCUCAAUACCUAAGGACAGCCUCUCCCCAUACAAACCAACCUGGACCCUGCACUUGUCAUCUAAGGCUCUAUGUCCUCACUCCCUGAGAGGUUCAGAGGGUGGCAACACAAGAAUUAGUCUUUUUUCUGUGGUGGCCCCCAAUCUGUGGAAUGCUCUCCCCAGAGAGGCUUGCCUGGCACUAUCAUUAUAUGGCCUUUGUCCAUUAAAUAAUCUAUGGUCUGUUAAAACUGGGGGAGUGGCUGUUAUUAUGAUUAUUUUAUUAUUAUGCUAUUAUUGUGCUUUUUAUUAGGUUUUUAUUGUUAUGCUCUAUAAAAUGUGUUCUUAAUGUUGUAAGCACCCUAGGAUCUUUUGAUAAAGGGUUGUAUAUAAAAUUAUUGUUAUUAUUAUUAUUAUUAUUAUUAUUAUUAUUAUUAAAAUUAGAGAGGGGUUUAACAAGAAUGUAGAAUACAUUUUGAAAAGCAAAGUGACUUUAGCAUCUAGUUGUGGACUGAAUUGCUAAGACAUCAGGAUGUUAUCACAUCAUUUGGCUGCAUGUGUGUUGACCCAGGUGUGGCUCUUUGUUGCCCAGAUGGUAAAUGUUCUGGACUAUGGCUAAGCAAUGCUUGAUAUGGUGGGGAAUUUAAUCUAGACUACCCAUUUACACAUUGUAAAACAAAACAAAACAAAAACAGAUUUUCAGUAUACCUGAAGGAGCGUCUCCACCCCCAUCAUCCAGCCCAGACACUAAGGUCCUCCUCCAAGGGUCUUCUGGUGGUUCCCUCCCUGUGGAAUGCCCUUCCUUCAGAUGUUCAGGAGAUUAAGAACUACAUAACUUUAAGAAGACAUCUGAGGGCAGCCCUGUAUCGGGAAGUUUUUAAUGUUUGAUGUUUUAUAUAUUCUGUAAGCCACCCAGAGUGGCUGGGGAAACCCAGCCAGAUGGGCGGCGUAUAAAUAAUAAAUGUAUUAUUAUUAUUAUUAUUAUUAUUAUUAUUAUUAUUAUUAUUUUAUUUACUACUAGUACUACUAUUCCUAUUACAGUAUUACUAUUACUAUUCUCUGCCACUCUUUCAAGGAAAGGAUUGUCCUUUGUCAAGAAGGACACAUGGCCACCCCAAUCUAAUCCAAGUUUUGUACUUCCAGGUAAUGCUCUCUUCUUUGCUGAUCUAUUUCUAUUCUGUCACUUCUCACCCACUUCCCAUAGCGCUGCAAGGAUCGCCUAAACUCUCUGGCCAUCUCGGUAAUGAACCAGUGGCCAGGGGUAAAGCUGCGUGUGACGGAGGGCUGGGAUGAAGAUGGGCACCACUCAGAGGAAUCGCUGCACUAUGAAGGCCGUGCUGUUGACAUCACCACCUCUGACCGUGACCGCAACAAGUAUGGGAUGCUCGCACGUUUAGCUGUUGAGGCUGGCUUCGACUGGGUCUACUAUGAAUCUAAGGCUCACAUUCACUGCUCUGUCAAAUCUGGUAAGGACAGUUUUGAGAUGGGAUUGAGGGAGAUUGGCAGGAAUGGGGGCGGCAGUGGGAGAGUAUCUGUGAAUCAUGUAUAAGGGAGAUAGGCACAAUUGAAGAAAGGUUUGGGGUAAUGGAAGGUGGAGUGGGUAAGUUAUAAGGUUGAAGAGCACAUUUUUGUUUGUAUGGGUCACCGUGGGAUAACAGUAGCAAUGCUGUACUCCAUUCUUACUGUUCAUCAGAACUGGGCAACCUGUGGACCUACCAGUAUUGUUGAACUCAAACUCCCUCCAGCCACAACCAGCAUGGCCAAUUAUCAGGCAUAAUGGGAGUUGUAGUCCAGCAAUAGCUGGUGAACCACAGAUAUUCUCCCAUCCCUGCAUGCAAUUAAAUACCUUAUGUUAGCGUUAGCUAAUCUUGGUUUGGCUUAGUUCCCCCGAGUGUCUCCCUCACUGGGCUAGGACCAAGCACACCUGCUCUAAGAUCUGGUUGUUAUAAAGCCACAGGAAAUAUUUCCCUGCAAAUACUCUCCCUGUUGAACACCUGGCUAAUAUUUUUCAUCUGAGCUGCAUAUCCUCUCAUCCAGAAAAAAAUAUGUAGAUUUCUACAAGCAGUGGGCAGCAACAAGUUUGGUCCAGCCCUAGGUAUAUUAAGGACAGUAGGGGCCUGAGUUGUUUGUUGGGAUUAGGUGCUGAGGUUCUCCCCCUGUUGGCCAGAGUACCACACUUUGACUGUGGCAUCUUGUUCCUAUGCUUUGACCAUUAGCAUGAGCUGCUGGUGUUCCGGCCCUUUCCAGACCCACAGGGUCUCUGGUUGAUGGGAAGGAAGUGCCUUUGCCCUGCCUUGAGCUUAUACUGCCUGACCCAACAGCCGAGUCUCCACCUACCUGACUGCAGCACACCAGGAGAGAUCAGCGCUGGAGAAAGAGUGGAGCACAACCUUCUCCCCUCUGGCACCAAUAUGGACUGUGCCACUUUAUACUCUCCAGGAAGUAGCUGUGCCAGCCAAGUGGCUAAGAAACAAGCACUUUUUGUCCCUUUGGACUUUGGGUCCCCAAAGCCUUGAUAUCUACAAAGCUGCAAGUUAGGUCUAAGUGCGGUGGAUAUAAAAAAUUAUGCAUAAAUCUUCAAAUGGUUGCACUGGGUACUGUGGCCUGCCACCUCCAAGCUGGGCAUCUUGAAUGUGGAGCUCUACAGACUGUCCAUUUCCUCUGAGCUCCACUAGCAGGAGUAGGAAAACACUUUUGAUUUGUCUCUUUGAUGCUGCACACAUUCCUGGGAUGCUGUGUCUGCUUCUGGGUGCCCAUGCUUCCAAAAGGAUAUUGCAACACUACAAAGUGCCAAAGACUGGGAAACUGUCUUGGUAGUAAAUGACUAGAGGAGCAGCACAAUCUUGCAGGGAAAGCACUGGAUGCUGGAGGGUUGGCAACAGCUUUGAUGGAGACUGGGUGGGGCAAAAAGGAUGAGCGUGAACCAACACUAGAGAGUUUAUCCUGGGUGCAGGUUUUACUACAGGUGGAGACAAGCACUUGAGUACAGGCUAUUCUGGAAGGGAGGCAUUGCUCCAGUAUUUCAGGCUGAUGGAUGGUGGGUAGGGCUAAUGUAUAGUGCCAGGGUGGCUAACCUGUGGCCUGCCAGGUAUUUGGACUCUAGCACUCAUCAGCCCCAGCCAGCAAGACCAAUAAUGAGCAUUGAUGGGAGUUGUAGUCCAGCUGCAUCUGGAGGGCUUUGGGUUGGUCACUCCUGAUGCAGUGGAACAUACUGAGUACAGAAGGAAUGUCCUGGCCUGUGUAAGAUAAAGUGUGAGAGAAGCAAACACUGGUUUAAUGGAGGACUUUUAAGUGUCUGGAAAUGGUGUGUAUUCAGGGCAGCUGGCCUGCCAUAAGUACCUUAAUAAAUGGCCUUUAUUUUUGUACCAUUUGUGUGGCCUGGUCUGUCUGUCCUCUGCCCUCCCCCAAUCUCUUCAUCCACUUGGCUUCUGCAAGUCUUACCUCCUUUUAAAAAAAAUGAGCUAUACUAGCUUUUUAUAUUUAAACUUGCCCUUUUCCUGGAGACUUGGGUUGAAACCAAACUAACAACAACUACCACUACAAUCCCUCCAGGUUGCACACUAGCUUGGCCAUAGCCACUGAAUCUGAUCCCAUAGCAAAAAAACCACAAAACCCUCUUUUAGAACAGGCUCAGUGUAUUUUUACCUAUAAGGCUUAAAAUGAUAUAUUUUUUAAUGAACAUACAUCCUACACUGCCUCAAAUGUUCAUUUGAUUUCUCUUCCAUGGAUGAAUGCCAAUUAACUGAACAUUCACAAAAAUGUCUCCUGUAAAGCACUUAUCAGACUCUGGAAGGGGAUUCUUUCAUUGCACCUCUAUGUAUCUUCAUUGUUUGGACUUGGCACAGAGAUGGCACAAUCUUGCUCAUGGUACCAGGAGCACCUUCUUGACUGUAUCAUCCAUGUAGCAAGCAGGUCAUAAGAACAGAGGAAGCUGCCUUUUUCAAUGUCAGACCACUCAGUAUUAUCUAAACUAACUGGCAGCAGCUCUUCAGGGUUUCAGACAGGAAUAUUUUCCAGUUCUACCUGGAAAUGCUGGAGACUGAACCUGGGACCUAAGCAUGUGCUCUUUCACUGAGCUGUGACCCUUCCCAAACAAUGAAGAUACAUUGUGUAUUGAUUUUUACUGUUUCAAUUGACAUAUGGUAUGCUCAAAAGGGCACCCUUGGUCACUUGGCCAUGACUAUAUCAUCUGUGAGCCAAGACUGAACAAUGGAGAUAUGCAGAUGCAUGACUAUGGCAUGGCAUCUGCUAAACUCUCCAUUUUUAAGUGUCUUCUUCCCACAUGGUGACAACUUUUAGCAUUUCAUAUAGACAUAGCAAUUGGUUUCAAAUGAAUUAUAUGAGUACGGUAGACCGUUUUUAUUAUUUACUUAUUGCACACAUGGGACUAAGAGAGAGAAAGAAUGAAAGGGAGAACAUGCCUAUAGCAGCUCACUCUCUGAGUUGCUCUGCCGUACCAACUCCAUUGCUCUCUACAUACCAACAUCUGUUUGCAUGUGGUUAAAUCUGACCUACAAUAGCAGCAGAUGUUGCACAAAACUGAGAUUAUCUCACAAGUCAGUUGCAUGCCAGAUCCAAAGGUGAGCUUGGGGCUGUGUUGGCUGCUCCUUGUAGACAGGGACCCCCAUUCUUGCAAAUGGUGAAGUGAAUAGGAGAAAGAAAGGCAUUGCCCUCUUGGCCCUCUUCUGCAAGGCUGUGGGUGGCUGUUUGUUCGUUUUAGAAUCAGUGCUUUUUUUAAGGAAAAAAAAGAUGCCAGUGCUCACCAUGAAGUUGUUACAGUAAGCGCUACACUUUUAACAGGGGUGGGUGGGGGCUACUGAUACUGUAUACCCUUGAGUGCUCCCUGAAAAAAGAACUGUUUAGAAUCAUUACUGAAAAACAACCAACUGAGAAUUGGAGGAAAAGAGUACUGUUUUUGUUAAGUACAAGGAAGUUGGACAUGAAAAGUGCCUAGAGAGAACGGGACAUAUUCUCUGCUACCUUGGGGAGGCUCUCCUUUCAUCUUAGGGAUCUGAAGAACUAGCUGGAGGGAAGUCAAUGCUGCAUAAAUCACACAUGAUACAAUAUGCUUUAUAUUGCCAUCAUUGCACUGUUGUAUGGAGGUCCUGCUAGCAGGUAAUAAUAAUAAUAAUAAUAAUAAUAAUAAUAAUAAUAAUAAUAAUAAUAUAUUAUUUAUACUCCACCCAUCUGGCUGAGUUUCCCCAGCCACUCUGUGCAGCUUCCAACUGAGUGUUAAAUACAAUACAGCAUUAAAUAUUAAAAACUUCCCUAAACAGGGCUGCCUUCAGAUGUCUUUUAAAGAUAAGAUAGCUGCUUAUUUCCUUCACAUCUGAAGGGAGGGCGUUCCACAGGGCAAGUGCCACGACCGAGAAGGCCCUCUGUCUGGUUCCCUGUAACCUCACUUCUCGCAAUGAGGGAACCACCAGAAGGCCCUUGGUGCUGGAUCUCAGUGUCCGGACUGAACAAUGAGGGUGGAGACGCUCCUUCAGGUAUACAGGACCAAGGCCGUAUUAUUUAUUAUUAUUUUUUGUUUUCCAUGGGAUACUGUGAGAGCAGGAUACUGAAUUAGAUGGGUCCUUAGCCUCAUCCAGCAGGGCUUCUGUUAAGUUUUAAAGAAAUUUAAAUCAGUACUAUUUAGAAACUAUGUGUGCUUUACCAGCUUUCUGAUGGGUUAUGUGAGCUUCAGAAGCCAUAGCUGCCUUUUUGAAAAGUAAGUAUUUCUUCUUAUUGUGGUCCUUGUUUCUCAGGCUGAGCAGAUCUAUUCUGAUGCUCUUAAUUGGCUGUUGAACCCACCCAUUUUUAGAGGGUGGCUUUUCCUACCCUUUCACUGAAGGCUGAUGGCUAAAGAAUGGUUUCUUGCUUUACAUGUCAUUAAUUUCCCACCUUUUCUACUUCCAAGCAGAAGCCAAAUAGUAAAUACAGAUCUUAACCAAAGAAGCACUACAAGUAGACUGAGGAAGUAGACUGAGGCAGAUUUACUGAAGGGCAGUAAAACUGUGUUUGUCAAACCUAUAAAGCAGUUAGAGAAUUAUUGAAUCACAGAAUCUUAGAGCUGGAAGGGACCACAAGGGUCAUCAAGUCCAAACCCCUGCAAUGCAGCAGCUAAAGCAUCCAUGACAGAUGACCAUCGAACCUCUGUUUAAAAACCUCCAUGGCAGGAGAGUCCUACCACCUCUUUUGGAAGUCUGUUCCACUGCUGAACAGCUCUUACUGUCAGAAAGUUUUUCCGAAUGUUUAGUCAGAAUCUUCUUUCUUGCAACUUGAAGCUAUUGGUUCGAGUCCUACCCUCCAGACCAGGAGAAAACAAGCAUGCUCUCUUUUCCAUGUGACAGCCCUUAAGAUAUUUGAAGAUGGCUAUCAUAUCUCCUUUCAGUCUCCUCUUUUCCAGGCUAAACAUACCCAACUCCUUCAAGCGCUCCUCAUAAGGCUUAGUUUCCAGACCCUUGAUCAUCUUGGUUGCCCUCCUCUGCACAUGUUCCAGCUUGUCCACAUCCUUCUUAAAUUGUGGUGCCCAGAAUUGGACACAGUUUUCCAAGUGUGUCCACUUGGAAUUACAGUCAGUGCAAGCCAGUUUUGAGUGUCUGCAUUUGCAAGUGGAGAGCAAAUUAUUGCUUCAGACGCAGUGAGCUGGGAGGUAAGGCAGAAUAGAGUGGUACUAUUACUUCCCUUGAUCUGGACACUAUACUUCUGUUCAUACAGCCUAGAAUAAUAUUAGCUUUUUUGCUGAUACAUCAAUAUGUUGACUCAUGUUAAGCUUGGGUCCACCAAGACCCAUAGAUGCUUUUCACAUGUACUGCUAGUAAGCCAGAUGACCCCCAUCCUAUAUUUGUGCAUCUGGUUCUUCCUGCCUAAGUGCAGAACCAUACAUUUGUCCCUAUUGAAAUUCAUUUUGUUAGCUUGCACCCAGUUCUCCAAUCUGUUACGGUCAUUUUUAAUUCUGAUUCUGUCUUCUGCGCCAUUAGCUACCCCUCUCAGUUUGGUGUCAUAUGCAAAUUUGAUGAGCAUCCCCUCAAUUCGUUCAAUCAAGUCGUUUAUAAAAAUGUUGAACAACAAUGGGGCCGGGACAGAACCCUGCGGCACCCCACUUGUCAUGUUUUUCCAGGAUGACAAGGAACUAUUAAUGAGUACUCUUUGAGUUUGGUCAGUCAACCAGCUACAAAUCCACCUAACAGUUACCUUUUUCAACCCACAUUCUACCAGUUUUCUCGCAAGAAUAUCUUGGGGGACAUUGUCAAAAGCCUUACUGAAAUCAAAAUACACUAUGUCCAUAACAUUUCCCUGAUCCACCAAGUUUGUAAUUACAUCAAAAAAAGAAAUCAGAUUGGUCUGGCAUGACUUAUUUUUGAGAAAACCAUGCUGGGUCUUAGUAAUCACAGCAUCCUUUUCUAAAUGCUCUCAGAUCGACUGUUGAAUUAUCUGUUCUAGGACCUUCCCUGGUAUCGAUGUCAAGCUCACUGGUUGGUAGUUAUCUGGCUAUUCCUUUCCCCCCUUUUUGAAGAUGGGGAUAAUAUUUGCCAGCCUCCAGUCUGUAGGGACCUCACCUAUUCUCCAAGAAAUCUCAAAGAUAAUAAACAAAGGCUCUGAAAUUACACCCACAAGCUCCUUUAGUACCCUUGGUUGCAGUUCAUCAGGCCCUGGAAAUUUUAAUUCAUUUAAAGUAGCUAGGUGUUCCCUUACUACCUCUUUUCAUAUUUUGGGCUGCAGCUCCCUCCUUACAUCAUUUAUUCUGUUAUCACCAGGUUGGGCAUCACUUUCCUUUUGAGUGAAGACAGAGGCAAAGUAGGUGUUGAGUAGUUCCACCAUUUCUCUUUCAGCCAAUAGCAUUUCUCUGUGUUCCCCACGCAGAGGACCCACCACUUGCUUGUUAUUCCUCUUACUUCGGACAUAGCUGAAUAAACCUUUUAGUACAGUGGUGACUCGCAAGACGAAAUUAAUUCGUUCCGCGAGUUUUUUCGUCUUGCGAAGCACGGUGUUGGAAAAGUUUUGGAAAAGCUUCAAAAAUCACCAAAGUCUUCAAAAACCUCAAAAAAGGCUACCACACCGCGUGCUUUGAGUUGCUCCUCGAAGUCAAGUCGCAACUGUAUUAACGGUUUUAAGAAAAAGGAAACAAACUUGCAAGACGUUUCCGUCUUGCGAAGCAAGCCCAUAGGGAAAAUCGUCUUGCGAAGCAACUCAAAAAACCAAAAACCCUUUCGUUUUGCGAGUUUUCCGUCUUGCGAGGCAUUCGUCUUGCAAGGUACCACUGUAUUUUUAACCUCUCUUGCAAGCCUGAGCUCAUUCUGAGCUUUAGCCAGCGUGACUUUCCAUCUGCAACUGUUGGCUACUCAUGUAUACUCCUCCUUUGUGAUUUCCCCUUUCUUCCAUUUCUUAUACAUGCCCUUCUUAACUCUCAGUUCAUCUGUAAGCUCCUUAUGCAGCCACACUGGUUUUUUUAUAUGCCUCCCACUUUUCAUUCUUGUUGGUAUUGUCUGCAUUUGGGCCUCCAAUAUUUCUCCUUUUAAAAACUUCCAUCCUUCUUGGACUCCCUUCUCACCAAGCAUUUCUGACCACGUGAUCACACCCAGUAGCUCCUUCAGCUUUUCAAAAUUGGCCUUCUUAAAGUCCAGAGUGUGUGUCUGACUACACUCAGUUUUCCCUUGCCUCUGUAUCUUCCAACCCAGGAGAGCAUGAUCACUUCCUCCAAAGUAUAACAAAGAUAGUCUUUGCUAUCUUUGUUAUAAUGUGUAAAAGAUCAGUGGUAGAAUAUUUGUUGUUGAUGUUUGAGAGUGUGCAUUAUUCAUUCAUUCAUUCAAACUAUAAUUGGAAGGAGGAAACAGAAAUAGGGGUUGCCUGCUAGCACCCUUACCACACAAUUCCCAGCAUAUUUGAGGAAGACAUGACCGUUAACCAAUGUUUUUUAUUUAGCUGGUGUAAAUUAGUUGUGUAGAUAUACUCAAUAAGACCAUUGGAUCCUAGGUGUUGGUUAAUCAAGAUCAGCCUUUCCCAACCUGUAGCUCUCCAGAUGUUGAUUGACUACAACUUCUAUCAUCCCUGACCAUUGGCCAUGCUGGCUGGUGCUGAUGGGUGUUGCAGUCCAAAACCUCUGGAGAGCAAUCAGAUGGGAAAGGCUAUUUCAGAUGAAUGAUGAAUGUGCUGUUGUGCAUGUGACAUCAUAUAUCAGGCCCUCCAUCCUCUCUAUGUGGUACUAGAAACUCUCUUCAGCACACCCCUUUCUCAAUCCUGCCCCUACUGCCCCUGCUUUGCACUCCUCCUUGAGUGUUCCUGAAUGGCUGAAAUGUGUCAUUGAACUCCAAUUAAACUUCUGCCCUGGAUGGAGUGUAGGAAGGGGUAUGUGUAGAAGCUAACCUGCUGUACAAAGGUGAAAUUUACAUUCACUGUCUUUGGCCCCACUCACCACUGGCAUGUGGCCCCCCCAAAGGGUUUCUUAGAAAGGAAUGUGGUCCUUGGACUGCAAAGUUUCCCAACUCCCCUGCUAGAUGAAUUAAUCAGUAGUCUAUAUGAACUGUACUGUUCAUAUGAACAGUAGUCUACAUGAACAGUAGUCUAUAUGAACUCCACCAACCUACAAAACAGAGGCCACUUGAUUCCAGUUGAAAGGCCCCCAUAACAAAACUUACCCUCAUCACAACCACCCAUAGCCCAUCUAAAUCUUACCAAAUUUCAUUUAUGUUUACUUAUUUGCACCUUAAUCAAAUCUCCCUCCCUCUAGUAACUGGGUUGGUCUCUCUAUUUGUUUCUCCCUCUCCCUCUCUUUGUCUAGAGCAUUCAGCAGCGGCAAAGACAGGAGGCUGUUUCCCAGCCCAGGCACUGGCAACUCUAGAAAGCGGGACCAAGAUUCCAGUGUGGGCACUGAGGCCUGGGCAGCGGGUCCAAGCCAUGGAUGAGCAAGGCCGUCCCAUAUACAGUGAAUUCCUGGCAUUUCUGGACAAGGCAUCAUCGGCACGGACUGCUUUCCACGUCAUUGAGACGCGGGAUCCACCCCGCCGCCUUGCCCUCACUGCAGCACACCUCCUUUUUGUGGGGGAGAAUGCCACUGCACCCAUGAAGGCUAUUUUUGCCAGCCUGGUACACCCAGGCCAAUAUGUGCUGGUGACAGAUGGGAGUGAGCUAAGACCAGCCAGGGUAGCAGCAGCCUCAGUGCAGAUGGAUAUUGGGGCCUAUGCCCCCCUCACUCGCCAUGGGACGGUGGUGGUGGAUGGAGUGGUAGCAUCUUGUUUUGCUUUGGUGCAGGAGCAGCACCUGGCCCAGCUGGCCUUUUGGCCCCUUCGACUCUUUCGCAGCCUGGCAGGGGGUGAGCAGACUCAACCAGAAGGCGUUCAUUGGUACCCUGCCCUUCUCUAUCGCCUAGGCCGAAUGCUCCUGGCUUCGAACAGCUUCCACCCAUUGGCCACAGCACAGUUUGAGAGAUGAGACGACGUCAUCAGGUGCCCCUUAAAGAGGGAGAAACCAGGUGUCACCUCCUGUGGUUAUAGGGAGGGACUGCAUGGUAGCCAGAAUCCUGAAUGUGGGGGAAAGGUGAGGCCACUGGCUCCCUAUACCCUUUCCCAGGCAUAAGGGCCAAAGAGAGGUUUUUACCUCUAUCUGAGUUGCCCCUUUUUGGCAGGUUACAGAAGGGGAUGCCCAAUGACAGGGUUGUAUGCUGCUAUUUUGGUUCAGGAGCCUCUGAUAGAUAACCAGGUGGAUGCAGGUAGUGAGUGGAGGCCUGGAAGCCUGGGGUGAAUGAAUGAGGGGAAGGAAAUCCUGCAUCUCAAUAUGCAGACUGGGGAAGUUGGAGGGGGUGGGCUGCUACAAGAAGGUAUCUGGGAGGGCUGAGUAUGGGGGGCCUGCAGGACACUUUCUCUCGGCAGACAUCCAUGUGGUGCUCCUCCUAGCACUGUGGCAGGCAAAGUAGCUUUAAGGAAGACAUAUGGGACUCUUCCAUUGCUCUUUCCAGCUGCCAGUCAACUGGGCUUGUGAGUGGGACAAGAGGUAGUGCACCAGCCCUGAAGUGGAGAGGUGGGCACGAGUUAUGAUGAGGGAAGAGACAGUAGAAAGUGAAGGUUGUUUAUAAAAUCACACCGUCUUCUCUGGAUCAGGUGAAUUUAAGCCUGGAAUACUUAUAAUGCCUCAUUUCAUUCUCAGAUUCAGUAAAGAAUCACUCCACCUAUAAUCAGUAGUGGACACUGGCAGCUUGCACCUGACCUCCAGUUGGUUGCAUUGCGUCUACUUACCAGGAGGUAGCUCAGGGGCAAGGCAGUAGUAAGGUUGAGCCAGACAAAUUUGUGUUUCUCCCAGUGCAUUUGCAUCAGUGUUGUCACUUCACCCCUCUACCUCACAGUAACCAGUAGAUCCGACUGACGGGAGGUCAUGUGAACACCGCCACCCCACCAUGCCAUCUGCUACUAGCAAUAACCAUGCACUGAAAGAACAGGGGUUUGUAUAGGGGAGAGAAAUGUGCCUUAUCAAUGUGCUUUAAGUAUUGAAUGCUCAUCAAAAGUAGGCUAAAACAGUUUAACUAGGGAUGUUAACCCAUGUUCUUGAAAGGAAAUCACCUAAAGGGUAGGAUGGACAUUUACACAAUUCCCCCCACCCCCCAGGAAAUGCAUCAUCAAAACCAUUGAUUUGCAUAUACUAAUUUAUAUGUAGUUGCAAAUUUAGAAAUAACAACUUGUUAUUUAAAUAGAAACACAUAUCUCUUCAUAGCAGGGAAGACAGUGACCUAGUGAAUGUUGUGUGCUGUUUCCAGGUGAUAACUGUAGAUGGGCAGCUUCAAGCCUCCCCACUCCUCUGCUGCUCUCCUUUCUUAGGAUUCUUUCUUUUUAAUCCAGAUUCACAGUAGGCAGCCCUUGAAAUAAAGGACUGUCCUUUGCCACCCCUCCAAACAGAAGGCUGUCCUCUGCAAAGUAGGACAUAUUGACGGUCCUGCUGGAGAGCAGGACUUGGAAUACCUAGUUUCUGUUACAGCAAACUGGGACAUGGGGAGGAGAAAUGGAGGUGCAGGAGAGAUGGAUUCAGUUACCUUUUGUAAAACCAUCCUUUGCUUCCUGAAGGUACUGGAGAAGAAUAUAUUCUAUUGGGUUGUAAUUACUGGGUAGAUAAUCUUCCUCCAUUAUCACAGCACUCUAACAGGACAGUCCCCAUUCUAUUAACCCGGCAGAGGUUCUGAUGCCUGUGCUUAUGUGAGAGAAGAAAUGCACUGUCUACUACAUGCUCAAUUUUAGCUGUUCUGUCCUGGAUAUUCUCAGAAGUAACAUAGUAUCUCAGGAUGGUGGAACUACUUGUUCCUAUGAGACCACACUUAUGCAGCAUUGUGGGGGUAACAUUUGCGGGAGAGAAUCAGUUUGAUUGUUUGUUUUUUGGUGGGGCGUUAUAUAACAAUUUCCCAACCAACCAAUUCUCUGAUGCAAUCCCUUCCCUGGCCUUUUUAAAAAAAGCUCAGCCACAUUUCAAGAAAGGAAAGAAACCCAGAUAUUUGGGGGUGGGGGGGAUGAUGACGACAGAGAUUACCUGGGAGAGCACUUGCCAAGAAGAAGCAGUAGGCAGGGGGAGUGUUAAACACUCCCAUCUACUGAUUCAUCCUUGUACACAUGCACGCACACAACAAUCAGAUUCCCUUGGUAAACAUGGGUUUGGGAAGAUGCAUUUGCCAAGGAGAUGCACAGGUCCAUUCUUGGAGCCUCUUCAUGUGUCAGAAAUUUUGUUCCAAGGAAAUAAAUUUUGUGUAGGAAAAAUACAUAUCAUGCACACAACAGUGUCUGAUGAGCACUCACACUAGUUUUCCGCAUGUGCACAUGUGUGUUGGAAAAUGUGGCUUUGUGCUGUGUGUACAUGCAGAACAGUAGACCCUCAUGCUCACCCCAGGUGGCAGUGUAAACAAGGCUUACAAAUAGUUGCUUGUGCAAUUGUGUGUAAUAACAACUUUCAGGUGAUUUGGCAGUUAAGUCUUCUAAUGAAAAGAGUUCAUUUAUUCUCUCCCCCGCCCCCCGCUCCCUUCUCCCUGGGACCAUCCAUGUGCCAAAGAUGACUAAUAGAUUUUUUUGUGGGCAAAUUGGUUAUAUUUUUCUCAGGCUAUUAAUCUUUGAAAAUUUAGUUGUAAAGCUGUUGUAUACAAUCUUUUCCUGCAAGCAAGUAAUAUCCAUUCUGAAAAUAGUCACAUGUGAAGCAGCCCUUAGCUGGGUUCCAGAUGCCCUAAUUUCAUUCACCUCCUUAAAGAAAUCCCAUAGCACUUUGUGCACUCGUCAGAACCAGAAUCUGCCCCUUCCCCACGCUCUUACUUCUUCCUUGUUUGGUACCAGUUAAGUCAUCAAGACAACAAGGAAUAAGCAUGUCCCUUGCUAGCAGCGUAGCUCAGAAGGCCCCCCACAGUCCCAAUAUUGUGACUGGGGUGGUAGCAUCUGGGAAGGCAUCAUCUCCUACCCCAUGACAUUUAUUUAUUUAUUUGCUUGCAUUUGCAGGGUGCUCAAAAGAUUUCCCUGGUGAGGAAACCCUUUUGCUGAAUGACACCAAAUGGGUGGGAUGGGACAUUUUUUUUCUAAGGAUAUAAGUAUUUAAGAAUUAUUUCAGAAGUGAUACUUUAAUGGGACCAUUGGGAAUUGCAAAGCUUUUUGUCUCUUCACUGGAUGUAGAUUUCCUAAACAGGCAAGAAGUCUAAUAAAUCUCUUGACCCACA
Messenger RNA from Podarcis lilfordi (Lilford's wall lizard), 26703 nucleotides. NCBI's taxonomy places the organism in Eukaryota, Metazoa, Chordata, Lepidosauria, Squamata, Lacertidae. The record is from the annotation of a GenBank genome assembly.